AUGUUCAGAUCGGCGGACCCUAAGCUUAUUGCCGAAGCUGAGCGUUGCGUGAAGGCUUAUCGCGCGGAGACGGUGACCGAGAGCACCCUCGCUGACAAGAUGGUGGCGAUGACUCCCGUGAAAUACACAUCCGAUUUGUGCCCUCGCAAUCGGCGUGUUCGUUCAUCGGAGCCAGCGGUGAAGUUAGUGAAUCUUGUGGCGCAGAAAAGAAGUCGCACGUCUACUGGCAUUUCGGAGCAUACGAGCUCGAGGAAGUUGGCUAAGAAAUCCAAGCCGGCAGA
Molecule: messenger RNA, 281 nt
Organism: Perkinsus marinus ATCC 50983
Lineage: Eukaryota; Perkinsozoa; Perkinsida; Perkinsidae
Exons: 3
Source: RefSeq, a predicted model, not a curated record